AUGUCUCCAUAUAGAAUUGUGUAUGGAAAAGCUUGUCAUCUUCCAGUGGAGGUUGAACAUAGAGCUUAUUGGGCAAUUAAAGCUUGUAAUUUUGAUGCUAGCCUAGCAGGAGAAGAGAGGAAAUUGCAACUCCAAGAGCUUGAGGAAAUUAGGCUAGAGGCAUUCGAGAACUCACGGAUCUACAAAGAAAAGACUAAGAAUUUUCAUGACAAGCACAUUGUAAGUAAGGAAUUUAAUAUUGGUGACAAAGUGCUUUUGUAUAGGUCAUGGCUCAAGUUGAUUAAAGGUACAUUGAGAUUUCGUUGGGAAGGACCAUAUGUUGUAACUAAUAUUUUUUCUUAUGGAGCUAUUAAGGUUAGGGAGGAGUCCACCAAUUGGAUUUUCAAAGUUAAUGGGCAUAGACUCAAAUUAUUCCAUGAGAAUGGCAAUGGAGAGGUGAUGCAAAGGAUGAGCACUAUUGGUGCUAUCUACCCAAUUAAAGGGGAGUUUGUUCCAACUUAG
Zingiber officinale is the source of this 501-nucleotide messenger RNA. RefSeq lists its product as uncharacterized. The transcript has a single exon. The coding region runs from base 1 to 501 and encodes 166 amino acids. The record is from RefSeq and is a predicted model, not a curated record. Lineage: Eukaryota; Viridiplantae; Streptophyta; Magnoliopsida; Zingiberales; Zingiberaceae.